UCUUCCUGUCCAAAUCAUCACCAAAUGGCGGACGACGCCGGUGGUAGAGGAGGUUUUCGCGGAGGUUUCGGCGCUGGCGGCCGUGGUCGGGGCCGCGGACGCGGCAGAGGCCGUGGCAGGGGCCGCGGUGCUCGGGGUGGCAAAUCCGAGGACAAGGAGUGGGUGCCAGUCACGAAGCUGGGUCGCCUGGUUAAGGACAUGAAGAUCAAAUCCCUGGAGGAAAUCUAUCUGUACUCUCUGCCCAUCAAGGAGUCUGAGAUCAUUGACUUCUUCCUGGGUUCUGGUUUGAAGGAUGAGGUGUUGAAAAUUAUGCCUGUCCAGAAGCAGACCAGGGCUGGUCAGCGCACAAGGUUCAAGGCCUUUGUUGCCAUUGGCGACUACAACGGUCAUGUGGGUCUUGGGGUGAAAUGCUCCAAAGAGGUUGCCACAGCCAUCCGUGGAGCCAUCAUCCUGGCCAAGCUGUCAAUCGUCCCCGUCAGGAGAGGUUAUUGGGGUAACAAAAUCGGCAAGCCCCACACCGUGCCCUGCAAGGUCACCGGUCGCUGCGGAUCUGUUUUGGUGCGUCUCAUCCCGGCUCCCCGUGGUACUGGCAUCGUGUCCGCCCCUGUGCCCAAAAAGCUGCUCAUGAUGGCUGGUAUUGAUGACUGCUACACCUCGGCCAGGGGCUGCACUGCUACACUUGGAAACUUUGCUAAGGCCACCUUCGAUGCAAUCUCCAAGACUUACAGCUAUCUAACCCCUGAUCUCUGGAAGGAGACUGUGUUCACAAAGUCUCCGUACCAGGAGUUUACUGACCAUCUGGCCAAGACUCACACCAGGGUGUCUGUGCAGAGAGGCCAGCCAGUGCAAGCCGCCACCUCCUGAACAUUUUCUACAGAGAACAGUUGAAUAAACGUUCGGAAAAAUGA
Oryzias latipes (Japanese medaka) is the source of this 908-nucleotide messenger RNA. It is a transcript of the gene rps2, whose product is annotated as ribosomal protein S2. Gene Ontology annotation, molecular function: RNA binding; structural constituent of ribosome. Gene Ontology annotation, cellular component: cytosolic small ribosomal subunit; ribosome. The record is from RefSeq and is a predicted model, not a curated record. Gene Ontology annotation, biological process: translation. NCBI's taxonomy places the organism in Eukaryota, Metazoa, Chordata, Actinopteri, Beloniformes, Adrianichthyidae.